Messenger RNA from Alnus glutinosa, 2474 nucleotides. Its product is annotated as probable inactive DNA (cytosine-5)-methyltransferase DRM3. The transcript is spliced from 11 exons. Gene Ontology annotation, cellular component: nucleus. The record is from RefSeq and is a predicted model, not a curated record. Lineage: Eukaryota; Viridiplantae; Streptophyta; Magnoliopsida; Fagales; Betulaceae. Gene Ontology annotation, molecular function: methyltransferase activity. The coding region runs from base 317 to 2401 and encodes 694 amino acids.
UAAAAAGCGAGUCAAACACUCCCUGUGCUUUUAUCUUUGAACGACGGAGACUGUGAGGUUUGCUCUGCUACGUGUACAAAACGAUUCAGCUCCGGACGAAUCUAUACUGUGUCAGCGUGUGUGGUCCACGCGCUGCUGCUACGCCUCUGGAAAUUCGCACUUCUCAGCCUACAUCUCCUGGUCGAAACCCCCAAUCAGGCCGAUUCGGUAGCUUAUUAUUUUGGGGACACUUGUUUAAAGGCUUAAUUGAUGCAGUUUGUGGGGGACUGCUAAUUAUUGUUUUCCGACAUUGCUGCUGAGCUUGUUUCAUUUCGACAUGGGUUCCUCGGAUCCAAAUGGCGAGAAAGCACUAGUGCCAAAGGAAGAGAUGUUAGAUUUUGAGUUUCCACCAGAUACCUUGUACUCAAGGCAGGCUGGGGACAAUGCUGCAAGCUCAUCGGGAAGCAAUAUAAGAUCAUUCUUUAUAGGAAUGGGAUUCUUACCAUCCCUUGUUGACAAAGUGGUCGAAGAAAAGGGUGAAGACAAUGUUGACUUGUUGUUGGAAACUCUCUUUGCACAUUCUGCUCUUGAAAAACAAAGUUCCGAAUCAUCAGAUUCUCUCGAUAGCUUGUUUGAUGACAAGGAAGCUAGCAGCCCUGUCAUUCGACCAAAAGAGGAGCCUGAUGUACAUAAUGGAGUUGAUGAUGACAAAAGAGCAUCCUUACUGAUGAUGAAGUUCUCUGUAAAUGAAGUUGAAUUUGCAAUCGAUAAGCUUGGUGAAGAUGCUCCAAUAAAUGAAUUAGUGGACUUCAUAAGUGCUGCCCAAAUAGCUCAAGAACUUGAAAAGGAUGCAGAUGAUACAACUCGUGAUGAUGAAGAUAGAAAUGAGCAUACUAAUAAUGAAGCCUUGUUUGGGACUAUGGAAAAAACACUGCGUUUGCUUGAGAUGGGUUUCUCAGACAAUGAAGUGUCGUUAGCGAUCGAGAAGUAUGGUACAGAAAUUCCUCUUUCAGAACUUGCUAACUCAAUAUUUGGUGAUCAAGUUGCUGGUAGCUGUGUUGACUAUCGAAAAAAAAAAGUUGCUAGUAGCUUUGUUGGAGGAGAAAAGUAUUCCUCAAACGCUUUUGGUACGGUAAAAGUGAAGACAGAAGAUUUUGGUUCAGAUGCUGUUUCUCAUUUAAGAAAUAUCAAUGUAGAGCAAACCUUUAAAGGAAAAAGGACAAAACAAGAGCGUUCUGAUGACUUUCCUGUUGGUGUUUCUCAGUCUCGGCGUAUUGAUUUUUGGGAAAAUAGUAAAGGGAAAAAACUGAAACAGGAGUAUCUUGAUGACUCAAAUUCUUCUGUUGACACUACAUGGGUGGAAGAAAAAGUUGACCUGAAAAUCAUCAAAUGUGGAAGUUCAAAUCUAUUCAAAGCAAAUCCGUGCAAAAGUGUUGAUCGAAUGGUAGCUAAACCUCCAUAUUUCUUUUAUGGAAACACAGCGAAUGUGUCUCAUGACUCUUGGGCAAAAAUUUCCCAGUUCUUGUAUGCACUUGAGCCUGAAUUUGUUAAUACUCAGUUUUUCUCGGCCUUGAGUAGAAAGGAAGGCUACGUACACAAUCUUCCCACUGAGAAUAGGUUUCACAUCCUUCCAAAGUCUCCGAUGACCAUUGAAGAUGCUAUACCACAUACGAAGAAAUGGUGGCCAUCAUGGGAUACAAGGAAGCAGAUGACCUGCAUCAGUUCUGAAACUAGUGAUUCAUCUCAGCUCUGUGAUAGGCUCGGAAGGAUACUAACUGAUUCCCGGGGACUGCUCUCAUCUGAACAGCAGAGAGAUAUCCUCCAUCAUUGCCGGACGUUAAAUCUUGUAUGGGUUGGCCAGUAUAAGUUGGCUCCUAUUGAGCCUGAAUAUAUAGAGUGUAUUCUAGGCUACCCACCGAAAUACACUCAUGCUGCUGAGAAUAGCUUAAUAGAAAGACUUAAAUCACUCAAAUACUGCUUCCAGACGGACACAUUGGGCUAUCAUCUCUCGGCAUUGAAGUCAAUGUAUCCAGGAGGGUUAACAAUGUUGUCAUUAUAUAGUGGAAUCGGUGGGGCAGAAGUUGCUUUAAACCGGCUUGGCAUCCGUUUAAAAGGUGUCGUGUCUGUAGAGACUGCUGAAACAAAGAGGCGGAUUCUCAGGAGGUGGUGGCAAAGUAGCGGACAAACUGGGGAGUUGGUGCAGAUUGAAGACAUUCAGAGGCUAUCAAGUAACAAGAUUGAGAGUCUCUUUAAAAAAUUUGGCGGUUUUGACUUUAUCAUUUGCCAGAACCCAUGUUUUUCAAGUUCUAACAUGGCUGCAGAAGAUGACACUCCCGCACAUUUUGACUUCUCAUUGUUUUAUGAGUUUGUUCGUGUUUUGCAACGUGUAAGAAGUAUGACAGAAAGACAGGUGAGUAGGUAACAAUUUGUUGGCUACUAUGCUGGUUCUGGUAGUCUAAUUUAUCAAUGAUCAAUCGAAUAGUCCUUUUCUUUGA